Messenger RNA from Schistocerca cancellata (South American locust), 655 nucleotides. RefSeq lists its product as uncharacterized. The coding region runs from base 83 to 655 and encodes 190 amino acids. The record is from RefSeq and is a predicted model, not a curated record. The transcript has 2 exons. NCBI's taxonomy places the organism in Eukaryota, Metazoa, Arthropoda, Insecta, Orthoptera, Acrididae.
AUUUGGAACAGCGAUUGGUCGUUUAAUAAACACCAAGGAAGCCAGUCAUAAAUCAUCAGAUGAUAAUGCGACUUCAUGGUCAAUGAAUGAAUAUACAACUAGUGCCUCCACUACUCAGAGUUCAGCAAUGAGUAACAAUCCGUUCACAAAUGGAAGCCUUUUGGAUGCUCUUGAACCCCAUACUACAUGCAUUAAUUUGCUGAAUGAAAUGCCUGACAGUGUAUCCAAGAACAGAGAUACUAUUGAUAUUAAAGGGAGCAGUUCACAACCUCCACCAGCCAAAAAGAAGAAGAUGAAGAUGGCACCUUUCACAUAUGUGCUGUCUGAAUCAAAUCAUAACACUUCAGAAAAUGCAAUCCCCUUGCCUCUUUCUACUAACAGGUUCAAAGAGGUGUCUAAAUACAGUUCCUCUUCAGGAGCUGCACCUAGUAAAUCUGGCACAGACAAACUGGAUGAUAUUACAAACUAUGUAAAGAAGGUAAAAGGUGCACUUGAUACUGAAAAUUAUCAGAAAUUUAUCUCUGUUGUGAAAGAAUACAAGACUGAAAGUAAUGUGAAAAAGCUCCUUCUGCAACUGAAAGAUAUUUUCUUACGGUCAAAGGAAUUAAAUCCUUAUUUCUUAGGUAAAUAUUUUUAUUUGUAUAUAACAUUGUGA